GCUCAGCUUUAUAGCCUGCGUUUGCACCAACAGGUUUAUACGAUUGUGUUUAGUGGAAGCGCGGUGAGAUGAUCGACAGUGCGCGCGGGACUACACUGACCUACACACCAGCUGGCAUCUGCAAUAAGAAGGAUAAUUUUGCAUGUACACAUAAAAAUACUAUUUAUUACAUCUGCAGAAAACAGCAAUUGUCAAGUGAACCUUAAAUAAUUCUACCAUCAUGGAACUUGACGCGUCUAUCAUUCUCCCUGCGCUCUUCUUUACCAUUCUUGCUGUUGUCUUGGCAGCCAAAUUCAUCCCCAAAAAACAACCAGAGGAGAAGAAGAGGGUUAAAGUAGGCAAUGGAGACGACAUUCCACCUUCCAGAGCAUUGGCACCAGCAGUAGCAAUACUGGAAGUACCAAAAAUGGAGAUGGUACCCCCACAAGUGGUAGAAGCUGAAGUUAUACCCGAGCCAGUAACAGUUGCCCCAGUAGUUGAAGAGAUCAAUGUUGUAGAAGAAGAGACAGUUAAAGAGCCUGAAAUGAUCCCUGAGGUUCAGGUUGUGCCAGAGCCCGUGGUUGAGCCAGAACCCGUGCCUGAGCUCAUCCCUGAGCCAGAGCCCAUCCCAGUCGUUGUUGAGGAGCCCAUCCUUGACCUCAUCGCCGAAUCUGUGGUGAAGGAGGUCCCCGUCAGAGAGCCCACCCCUGAGCCAGCAAGGGAACCCAACCCCAAGCCAGCGAGGGAACCCACCCCUGAGCCCAUCUUCGUGACAGAGCCAGAGGACCUUGAGAGCAACGCUGAGGAGGUGCACUUUACCCCAGGAAUGAAGAUUAGCAAGUUGGAGAAGCUGAUGACCAAGGAGGAGAUGGAGGAGGAGCAGAGGGUGCAAAAUGAUCAGUUGGCAGCCAUCUUUCUCCUGCUGAUGCAGAACCAGGAGGCACUAGGGGAGGUGACUGAGGGAGACAUGGAGGAGCAGCUCAAACUCUACUCCCUGUAGCAGAAUGGGGCAGUUCUAUUAUUGUCAACCUUGUAUAGGGUUGAAUAGCCUGUUCCCCUUUUUAAAGUGCAGGUGUCAAGCAGAGCAACUGUCAAUGUAUAAUACCGUAUUUAUGUUUGACUUAUCAUGUCAAGUCAGAAUGAUCCAUAACAGACAAAGACAAUAGGUUUAAUAUUCUGACAUACUGUAGCGGGAUAGGCAUUACCCAUAAGACCAAAACAAAUUGCACUAUACUUGAAUGUAAGACACAAGUCUUUAUGCUGUUGUUGUUCUGUUAACAUUGGUUAUCGUAAAGUAUGGCAAUGUUACAAUGGCUUUAAAAAUCACAUGUUCUUAGGGUAUGAACAAUUUAAUGAACAAACAAUUGCAGUGACUUAUUGACAUUAAGUAUAUUGAUAACACACUAUUUGUUUAUAUUACUUAAAUGUUGUAAUGAAGUAUUGUUGGUAAGUCACAUAUACUGUAUGUAUUUUCAGUUGUAAAGAACUAUUUUGGAAUGACUUUGUAGUGUUAAUAUAGGUAAUAUUGAAAUAUAAACUGAGUGUACAAAACAUGACAUAGACUGACCAGGUGAAUCCAGGUGAAAGCUAGGAUCCCUUAUUGAUGUUACUUGUUAAAUCCACUUCAGUCAGUCUGGAUGAAGGGGAGGAGACAGGUUAAAUAAGGAUUUUUAAGCCUGGAGACAAUUAAGGCAUGGAUUGGGUGAAUGGGCAAAAAUAGUGCUUUGAAGGGGUUAUGGGUUGUAGGUGCCAGGUACCAGGUGCACCGGUUUGAGCAUGUCAAGAACUGCAACGCUGCUGUGUUUUUCACACUCAACAGUUUCCUGUGUGUAUCAAGGUCCACCACCCAAAGGACAUCCUGUCGGAAGCAUUGGAGUCAACAUGGGUCAGCAUCCCUGUGGAAUGCUUUCGACACCUGUAGAGUCCAUGCUCUGAUGAAUUUAGGAUGUUCUGAGGGAAAAGGGGGGGUAUUGGGUAGAUGUUCCUAAUGUUUGUACACUCCGUCUAUUUUUUCAUAUGUUCUCAACACUCCAUAUUUUGAAUCAAAUGUUUUUAAUGGAUGUACAUAGUGUAUGGAGAUAUUUUAGUAGUUUGUUUAGAGUCUCAAGCGAUGAGGUUUUAAUAGUUAGUACCACAGGUGGCUGGUGGCUCCUUAAUUGGGAAGGACAGGCUCAUACUAAUGGCUUGAACGGAAUAAAUGGAAUGGUAUCGAACACGUCAAACACAAGGUUUCCUUGUGUUUGAUACCAUUCCAUUCACUCCAAUCCAGCCAUUAUAAUGAGCCGUCCUCCCCUCGGCAACCUCGUACUCUGGUGUAUCUUUUUACCAGUUAUUUUAUUAAAUAAUAUGACACUCAAAACAGGUUGUGUGAUCAUGUAUUUAUUAGUGUGUUUGAGUGAUAAUGCUUUUAUUUGAACUCUGUCUCUACACUCUAUGAACAGUUCAUUUGAUAAAUCAUGAUUUCACAUUUUCUUUCAGUAAGUCUAACGCCAACAUUAUUUAGCUAAACUUCUAUAAGAAAAAGCAAGCUAUGAAAUGAAAAAAUGUUUAAACAACUGUUAUAAUUGUGUCACAUGAACACCUACAAGUUAUUUAUGCCUUGUCCAACAUUUCUCUGAUGAUGUGUUGUACAUGUGAAACCAGGCAAGAACAAAUGAGGUAGGCUACAAUGAUAUGGUCUAGCUGGUUGAGUAGAUGAGUAGUCUUCCCAUCUGCUGUUUGUCACACUCUUAUCAUUCCUCUGUGGGGUGGUACCACUAACAUGUUUGAAAUAAUUAGAGUAGUGUUAAGGGAAUUUUGACCUAUAAUUACUAAUUAUGUAUACAUUUCAAUCAGGCCUGACUAAUCAGAAUACUAUUAUGUUACUGUACAUGUAUGAAUUUUCUCUCUUGAUCCCAGUACUGAAUAUAAUGUAGUGAAUGUGGUCAAGAGUUUAGUUCAAUGACGGUCUGUUCCUUGGUACAAAGGAAUGAAUUAUAUCUCCAGACUGACUAGAACGCUUAUCUACACUGGUUGACCUUGGCUCUAGGCGAGGAGGGAAGGCUUGAGAGCUAUAGAGCCUUUCUACCAGUGUCAAGAAGAGACGGAACAUUUAGAAAACGCUGAUGUCAUUUUCAGUUUAUAACCUGUGGUAAAAUGUGUAAGUACUCAGUACUCUCUUGAAUAGAGGCUGUUACUUGACUUUAAGACCGGGGCUCUGUCCAUUCCUAUAAAAUAAGGGUCUUACAAAUUCUUAUGAAUUGACAGAGUGUUUAAUUUUAAUUGGGAAUUAAAACAGAGGAAUUAAAUUCCUUCAACAAGUAUACAUAGUUACACAGUACAUGUUUGAAAUACACCUUAUCAAAAUAUAGUUGCUCAGAUCGUUAUCAAAGUCACUGCAGAUUCAAUGGCGGUUAAUUCAUGCUGUAAACAGCCCGUUGCAUGUCAUCCAAAAGAUGCUGUAUUUGUUUGAGGUCUGGGGACUGAGCAGGCCACUCAAGUAAACUGAUUUCGCUGCCAUGUUACAGGCAAUGUUUUUCCACUCCUCAGUUGUCCAGUGUUGGUGAUCAUGUGCCCACUGGAGCCGCUUCUUCUUCUUCUUUAACUGUUAGCAGUGGAGCCCUCAGUGGUCGUCUGCUGUAAUAGCCCAUUGUUGGCAAGGAUCGACGAGUUGUGCGUUCCGAGAUGCAGUUCUGCACAGCAUUGUUGUACUGCAGCGUUAUUUGUCCGUUUGUGGCCCGUUUGUUAGCUUGCACGAUUCUUGCCAUUCUCCUUCAACAUCUCUCAUCAACGAGCUGUUUUCACCCACAGCAUUGCGACUGACUGGAUGUUUUUUGUUUGUCGCACCAUUCUUGGUAAACCUUAGACACUAUCGUGCGUGAAAAGCCCAGUAGGGUGGCCGUUUCUGAGAUACUGGAUCCGGCGCGCCUGGCAUACCACGCUCAAAGUUGAUUAGGUCACUCACUUUGCCCAUUCUAUAGUUCAAUCGAACAGUAACUGAAUGCCUCAAUGCUUGACUGCCUGCUUUAUAUAACAAGCUAUGGCCACGUGACUGUCUGUAGGAGCGAUCCAUUUUCGUGAAUGGAGUGGUAUACCUAAUAAACUGACCUGUGAGUGUAUUUUUCCACACUAUGAGGUUGGAAUAAUACUGUGAAAUUGUGAAAAAAAACAGUGUUCAUUGUCUGAAGUAACAUCUUUGUUGUUGUAAUACCUGGCAGUUUCACCGCUAUGGAUUCUAAUUUUAAGCGUACAUUAUUGGAUUUAUACAUAGAAUAUUGUUUUAGAAUAGGAAGCGUUCAAAAAUAGCUGGAGUGCGUCUUCAAAUUACAUUUCUAUGGGAACACCACUCAUUCCCAUCUCUGCAUGAAAUAAAUUCUGGUAUGCAGCAAAGUUCCCAUUCUGAUCUGUGCUGCAUUCUUCUGGUCUGGACCAGAAUCACCAUGACAUCUGCUGUUGGUCUCUCAGUGCUCCCCCUGGCCAUUGGUUAUUUAUCUAGUCAAGGAAGGGAAAAUGGGCUCUACUGGUUGAAGGGGCCUGUCAUCAGCUCGAGACCAAUUAAAACCCAAUCCUAUUCUGUCAUGCUGGAAAAAGAUUUGCAGAUGGACUGAGAAAUCCAUGUAACUACUUACUCCCCUAUAUCCAUUCCACUCUGUCUAGAACACAAAGGAUGUGUUUACACAGACAGCCCAAUUCUGAACGUUUGUCCACUAAAUUGUAUUUUGACCAAUCACAUCAGAUCUUUUCACAUCAGGUAUUUUUCAGAGCUGAUCUGAUUAGUCCAAAUACCAAUUAGUUAAAAAAAGAUCAGAUUUGAGCAUUCUGUCUAAACGCAGCUUAAGUAACGUAAUGAGUCUGAAUUUAGGAGAAUUUUUAUAUGGCACUUGCUGUGAUUUCAUAACUCCAAAGACAAGGCCUUAAAAUCCUAGUUACAAUGGCACCUGUAAUGAACAUGUAAUGCAUGACAUGUACACUAUGCUCUCCUCAAAUUGUACUCUAAUCAUAUAAUCAAGUUUAAGCAAGUUAAAAAGGUAGAGGUUAUAAAUAAUAAUUGAAAGGCAAGCCUGCCCGAAUUUCCCUAAUUAUGGCCACACCUCUUUAAACUGCAAGUUAGUGUGAAUUGGGGCAUUUCCAUAAAAAGAAACCCCCAACUCCACACACAAGGAAGGUGCAUUGACUAUCACGCCCUGAUCUGUUUCACCUGUCUUUGUGAUUGUCUCCACCCACCUCCAGGUGUCACCCGUUUUCCCCAUUAUUCCCAGGGUAUUUAUUCCUGUGUUCUCUGUUUUGUCUUUUAAACUAUCAAAAUAAAGGAAGGUGCAUUGACUAUCACGCCCUGAUCUGU
Messenger RNA from Oncorhynchus masou masou (cherry salmon), 5299 nucleotides. RefSeq names its product matrix-remodeling-associated protein 7-like. The transcript has 4 exons. Lineage: Eukaryota; Metazoa; Chordata; Actinopteri; Salmoniformes; Salmonidae. The record is from RefSeq and is a predicted model, not a curated record. The coding region runs from base 221 to 979 and encodes 252 amino acids.